Messenger RNA from Phlebotomus argentipes, 1684 nucleotides. RefSeq lists its product as uncharacterized. The transcript has 3 exons. NCBI's taxonomy places the organism in Eukaryota, Metazoa, Arthropoda, Insecta, Diptera, Psychodidae. Bases 134 to 1642 code for a protein of 502 amino acids. The record is from RefSeq and is a predicted model, not a curated record.
GGUGAAUCGUCCAUUUGCGUGUUGCAUUGCAUUUUUAUUUCAUUAAAAUUGUAAAAUAUCCUUGUCCUUAUUAUUUUUUCUGUGAUCAAUCUUAUCUGAGAACUAGUGUAGAAAGAAACCUCGAUAUAAAAGCAUGGAUUUGAUCAAUUUGUCGCCGGCAAGUGAGAAAUCUCAGUCGAUAUUGUCGAUGAGUAUGCCGGCUCCGCUGCUGCCGCCGAUCGAGAAUUGGGAAGGGCGACUCAGCAUCAGUGGGGACCCUUUUGAGAAGAUGCAGACGCAGGCGAACCUCCACAACGACCCUUAUGAAUGUCUGAACCACAAUCGGGCCGCUUCUGGGCCUCUUUCAACCAAUCUGGGAGACUUGGAGGAGUUCCUACAAAGUGACUUCAUGAUCACGCCACUUGACUCCAAUCGAGCUUUUAUUUUCUGUGACAUCUCGCCGAUCUUCAACUCAUUCAGCGGCGGUCAAGCUUCCCUGCUCGACAAGGGUUUCCUGAUGCAGAGCUCUUCCGCUUUGUCCGGAUCUUCGGCAAAAAUCUACAGCACCAGCGGAGAAAAAGUCUCCCCAGCGAAGAGCUCUGAAAACAAUGCAGAAGUUACGGCCUGGCACUCGAUAGUGGCGGAGAAUCAGGAGGAUUUAACAACUCAAACUCCGCCGCCGAUGUUCGAUGGAGAGGAACUAGAUGACAGUCUGGAGGACAUGAAGAUCAUAUCCCUGGAUGACAUACCCGCAGCUGAAGACAUUAAAGAGCCAGAGUGCGUCACUCCUCCUCCUCCUCAGGAGACUUUGGCUGUGACGCAUUCCGUCAAUGUUGAAGACCUCCGACGUCGAAUGAAAGAUAUGCUCAACAAAAAGGUCAAUCCCGACGACUCAGCGUUGAUUCCCACGGACGAGUGUCUGGAUAACGUAGGUCUUGAGCGCCAAGGUACUUUCAAUAUCGACAAAGGAACAGAGAAGAACCAUUCAAACGACACUGGCGAAAUAAAGUCUCCGGAGGAGCAGAAAGACACUGAAAACGCUUUUCUGGAGAAACUGAAGGUGAUCUGCGGAGAACACAAUGUCAGCUUUGUUAGGGAUGCCGCUGAUGUGCAGGAUAAUCAGUCGAAGAUCGUGCUUUUCAUGAAUGAUUCUUCCGAGACUGGCCAGCGCCAGCCGGUCCUGAAGCGCAACAACUCAUUCUCCAGUGAGAUUCCUCGCAACGUGAGUGUUUCGUCCGGUAGACGGCGUCGUUCCGCGACGGCUGUAGAGACGCGCAUGCAGGAUCGCGAGGCGGCGCGUGACUGGAGUUCUGCCGUGAAUCGUGCUCUGCCAUCGCCGCAAUUCCGCGGGAAACUGAAGCUGCGCACGGCAGAAGUGAAGCCAAGCGUGAAAGUGGGGCCAAUGCGAGCUCUGCAGCCUCAGCCGAAAAUCCGCGUGGAUGAGAAUGAGACACCACCUGAACUUGUGGCGAAGACAAGAGAUAAAAGGAAGUCACUUGUGGCCACGAGCACUCCAAAAGGUGAUACAAAGCCGGUGAAAUUCUCCACGCCGAAUGUGAACUUGGCCGUAAAGGAUGGGACCAAGCGCAGGAGCAGCUCAAGGUUCUUAUUGCCCGUUAACAACACGAUCCGCUCACGCUACUCACUCACGCCGUCCAAAUAAGUCUGACUUGCACAUGAUUUUUUAAAAUAAACUUUUGAGAUU